GGGUUAUGGAUAUGUUUGAGUAGUUUCCCUGGUCGUUCUCUCUUCCUUCUGUAUAAGUCUUCUUUUAAAAAUUUUAAUUCCUUGUUCGUGAAAGUAAGGUCGGUGGAGUCCGAGUACCCCUUUUAUCUUGAUGACGAGUUGAUAGAACGAUUUCCUCUAUAUUGGUGUUCGGAACCUUGUCAGAUUCUUGAGGCCGUUGAACGAAGUGAGGAGGAAGAGCGAUUGAUAGACUUUUUGGUUGAGAGUUUUGCUUGGGGGGAGUGUCUGUCUAUUCCUGACCUUCUUCGCUAUCAUGAUUCUAGUGAUAUGGAGGGUUUGAAAACAUAUUUAGGUGGGCGAGUUCCUCUCCUUGAUCCGUCACAUCUUCAGACUUUUCUUAAGAAGAAGAAAGAAAAACUUACUGAUGCUUCUUUAGCCGUGAAUGAGGGGGUGGUGAUGUUGCUCAAUCUGUUGCUCAAGCGGCGUCUUCUUUCAAAAGGAAGAGGGAUAAUGUUGAAAAAUCUGUGGAGGUGAUUUCGGAGGAAGUCAGGGGGUUGAUGGAGGUGGCGGGUUUGCUUUUGAUUGGCAGAAGAAACUUCAUGGCUUUAUUCCUGGUUCUGGCUCGCAUUCCUUAUGGAGCGAUCAAUUUGAUUUUGCCAAUCUUUCUGAUAAGGUGUCCCACUAUCCUGGUGACAUGUUGACGACUCGCCGCGUUGGCAUGGAAGCUUUUGGUAAAUUUGUUCAGAUUGUUGCCUCUCGCUUGAUGUGUGUUGGUCGUACCACCGAGCUCAUCGGUGUUGAGCAGCAGGAAGCUGUGAACAAAGUCGAUGACCUGGAGAAGUCGUAUAACAUGAGGAUUGCUGAAUUGGAAAAAGCUGCUAAGGAGAAAGAUGAUGCUGUCAUUAGUGUUGUGGUUAGGUCAAAGGAUUUGGAAGAGGAGGUAUCCCGCUUAAGAGAUCAGAUUCGUCUGUUGCAGGCUGAGGUUAAGGAACAUGAUGUGGCUAAAGGUCAACUUACUUCCCAUGUUCAUGAGUUGGAGGAAAAUGGCAUGGAGAUGUUCUCUUAUGACUUUGAACGAGCUGUAAGUCAGAUUGCUGUUUUGUCCCCGGAGUUUGACAGUGCUCAGCUUGAUAUGACUAAGAUAGUGGUUGGUGGAAAAUUGGUUGUAGAUGGCACUGUGGAGGAGCAUGAUGAGAACGCUCCUCCUUCUUAGUUUGUUUUGUUUAUAUUUUGGAUAUGUAUGAUUGACUCUUUACUUUUUUGGUUUCGUUGACCGAGGUUUGGUCUUUGUUUUGUUGAUACUUU
This is a messenger RNA of Arachis stenosperma, 1284 nucleotides long. RefSeq lists its product as uncharacterized. The record is from RefSeq and is a predicted model, not a curated record. The transcript is spliced from 3 exons. The coding region runs from base 674 to 1192 and encodes 172 amino acids. Lineage: Eukaryota; Viridiplantae; Streptophyta; Magnoliopsida; Fabales; Fabaceae.